Symsagittifera roscoffensis is the source of this 1772-nucleotide messenger RNA. Its product is annotated as elongator complex protein 3-like. Bases 20 to 1717 code for a protein of 565 amino acids. NCBI's taxonomy places the organism in Eukaryota, Metazoa, Xenacoelomorpha, Acoela, Convolutidae. Gene Ontology annotation, cellular component: cytoplasm; elongator holoenzyme complex; nucleus. Gene Ontology annotation, biological process: tRNA wobble base 5-methoxycarbonylmethyl-2-thiouridinylation. The transcript has 2 exons. Gene Ontology annotation, molecular function: iron-sulfur cluster binding; acyltransferase activity, transferring groups other than amino-acyl groups. The record is from RefSeq and is a predicted model, not a curated record.
AUGGCUCCGUUUUUCAGAAAUGUUGGAUGUUGUAUCAGGAAAUAGAGAAACUUUCAACAGUGAAAUAGCUGAAGAUGGUUCUGCUUCUCCUCGGCAAACUGAGUCGGAGCUACUGAUGCGUGCGAUCACUGAAAUUGUUCAGCAUCUGAUCGAGGCGGAACGCAAGGGACAAAAUGUAGACUUGAACAAAGUGAAAAUGGCAGUGUCUCGCAAGUAUUGCACGCAACGACAACCGAAACUAGUUGAUAUUAUUGCUGCUGUUCCUCAGCAACACAAGAAAACGCUGCUUCCAAAGUUGAAAGCGAAACCUGUGAGAACUGCGAGUGGUAUUGCUGUAGUGGCUGUAAUGUGCAAACCUCACAGAUGUCCUCAUAUACACAUGACGGGCAACAUAUGCGUCUAUUGUCCAGGUGGACCGGACUCAGACUUCGAGUACUCAACCCAGUCGUAUACAGGGUACGAGCCCACAUCCAUGCGAGCCAUAAGAGCCAGAUACGAUCCAUACUUACAGACACGUAACAGGGUAGAUCAGCUGCGAUCCUUGGGUCAUAGUGUGGACAAAGUUGAAUUCAUUAUAAUGGGCGGCACCUUCAUGUCACUGGCAGAUGAUUACAGAGACUACUUUAUCAGAAAUUUGCACGACGCGCUUUCAGGUUAUUCAAGCUCAUCUGUUGACGAAGCUGUUUUCUAUUCUGAACGAUCGAACACGAAGUGCAUUGGAAUCACAAUUGAAACCAGGCCAGAUUAUUGUCUGAAGCCUCAUCUGAGCAAAAUGUUGACUUAUGGAUGUACGAGACUCGAAAUUGGGGUCCAAUCGGUUUACGAGGACGUAGCGCGUGAUACAAAUAGAGGUCAUACAGUCAAAGCAGUGAGCGAAUCUUUUCAUCAGUCGAAGGAUUGCGGGUUCAAGGUCAUUUCGCACAUGAUGCCAAACUUGCCCAACGUACCUUUUGAGAGAGACCUCGCGCAAUUUAAAGAACUGUUUGAAAAUCCUGCUUUUCGACCAGAUGGACUGAAAAUAUAUCCAACUUUGGUAAUCCGUGGAACUGGAAUAUAUGAGUUAUGGAAAAGUGGGGUUUACAAAAAUUAUUCGCCAAGCGAACUUGUUGAUUUUGUAGCUGCAAUUUUAGCUUUGAUUCCGCCGUGGACGAGAGUAUACAGGGUGCAGCGGGAUAUACCGAUGCCUCUUGUGUCUUCAGGAGUCGAAAAGGGAAAUUUGAGAGAGUUGUGUCUUGCUCGAAUGAAGGAACUUGGCACCGAAUGUCGUGAUGUAAGAACCAGAGAAGUCGGAAUCCAAGAAAUACAUCACAAGAUUCUGCCGAAUCAAGUGGAAUUGAUAAGACGUGACUACUUUGCAAAUGGGGGCUGGGAAACGUUUUUGUCCUACGAAGAUCCAGAACAAGAUAUUCUGAUUGGGUUGUUGAGAUUGCGAAAGUGCUCUGAAGAUGGCACUUUCAGGCCAGAAUUGACCGGAGGUGGAGUUUCGAUUGUAAGAGAGUUGCAUGUUUAUGGAUCAGUGGUUCCAGUCAAUGCUAGAGAUCCAAACAAGUUCCAACAUCAAGGAUUUGGAAUGUUGCUGAUGACAGAAGCCGCUAGAAUAGCUAAAGAGGAACAUGGGUCGUAUAAAUUGGCAGUCAUUUCUGGCGUGGGAACACGAAAUUACUACAGAAAACUGGGUUACGAGUUGGAUGGACCCUAUAUGACAAAACUAAUUUGAUACUUAAUCCAUUUUUUGAUUGUGCUUUGGUGAUAGAAUUUAGUUUUCAGCGACA